UGCAGAGACCCCUACUUGGGCUAUAUUAGGCCUCAUUAUGUCAUCAAGGUCUGCAGAGCUCUAAGCAGACACUCCUUAGGUUCUCUUUCAACAUUCGUUCUGGUAUCUCACUAUGGGACACACCCUCAGCCUGUCCCCCCAGAAGCUCUAUUUCAUUACUCCAGUCCUUUGACUGGCAGAAAAGUGACUUCAGCUCCGGGAGGGGGGACCUCCUCCCAGUAUAAAGGCUGACGGUUACGUAGGUGAUCUUCAGUCUAACACCUUUUCUCGCUCCCAGAAGCAACUCUCAGACGAAUAUACAGCUAUUAUUGAGCUAGCUUAACUGUUCACAGAGCGAGCUAACAACUUGGUCGCCAAAUGCUUCUCAAUAASUGUAUUUUGGUUUUCUGAGUUUUUCUUCCGCUGGCCUGUCAUCAAACAGCAGCAACCGCAACUGGUCACCAAACCAGCUGCCCCUUUUGGUGCAAUUUUUCGAGUGAAACACGUCGGGACGCUUCCACCUGUACUCGCCAUGGACAGGGCUAAGCCACCAACUAGAACCUGCACAUGCGGCAACCUAAUCGCUGGGGCAGAUACCUACUCUGUCUGCGCUUCGUGUCUGGGGCUGCAACAUGCCCAGGACYCGUUAGUGUCACCAGCUAACMGCGAGCACUGUGCACCGCMCUCCCMCAAAUCUUGCCGACGCAGACUGGUGCGCCAAGCUAGCCUGUCGGAUGUCGACCCGGUGCUAGGAGUAACCAAACCCCCGCCACAGGUGGAGCUCACGGCGAACAACAAGGAAGAGCACCCUCCAACCGGAGCCAGCUGGAGCGACCAGCUCGAGGCUGUCGCCCCACUGCUGGGCCCGGAGCAAGACYAGACGGACCUCCCGGUUUUCAGUAACCUUWUUAGCAGGGAAACUGACUCCGAGGCGGAAUCUGUUAGUCUCGAUUCUGACGACUACGAGCAGGACGGCGAAGUUUUCUCCAUUCCGCWGGCUGCAAAGCCCGCGGAAACGAGCMACGCCCACGGCGACUCACRAAACUUUCAGCGUGGUUUGUUGCURAUUUGCUCAGCAGGGUCAACUGAUUGCAAAACAACUGCUUGGUGGCGUCUCCUGCUUUUGCUGGGGUGUGUCAGUAACUCCUCCCCCCCAGGUGAUCAUAGCACAACAGAAAUCUCUGGCAAGCUGGGCCAGAAAGCGCUCUCUGGUUUAG
Molecule: messenger RNA, 1196 nt
Organism: Austrofundulus limnaeus
Lineage: Eukaryota; Metazoa; Chordata; Actinopteri; Cyprinodontiformes; Rivulidae
Source: RefSeq, a predicted model, not a curated record